AUGGCGCUGUACCUGCUCUUCGAGUCGGCGUCGGGGUACGCUCUGUUCCACGCGUACGGCAUCGAUGAGAUUGGGCAGAGCGUGGACGCCGUCCGCGCGUCCGUGCUGGACCUGCAGCGCUUCGGCAAGGCCGUCAAACUCACCGGCUUCUCCCCCUUCUCCUCCGCCGUCGACGCGCUCAACCAGUGCAACGCCAUCUCCGAAGGGAUCAUGACCGACGAGCUGAGGAACUUCCUGGAGCUCAACCUGCCCAAGGUGAAGGAGGGAAAGAAGGCCAAGUACAGUCUCGGUGUCACGGAGCCCAAGGUCGGGUCCCACAUCACCGAGGCCACGGGGAUCCCCUGCCAGAGCAAUGAGUUCGUCCAGGAGCUGCUCCGAGGAGUGCGGCUGCACUUCGAUCAGUUCAUCGACCAACUCAAGGAAUCUGACCUGGAGAAGGCUCAGCUAGGCCUGGGGCAUAGUUAUAGCAGGGCCAAGGUCAAGUUCAAUGUGAACCGUGUGGAUAAUAUGGUGAUUCAAGCUAUCUUUCUGUUGGACACACUCGAUAAGGAUAUCAAUUCCUUCUCCAUGAGAGUGAGGGAGUGGUAUUCGUGGCAUUUUCCAGAGCUAGUCAAAAUUAUAAAUGACAAUUACCUCUAUGCUAAGAUUGCCAAGUUUGUGGUAAACAAAUCUGAUUUAGCAGAAAAAGACAUUCCAGCUUUAGCAGAUCUAAUUGGAGAUGAGGAUAAGGCGAAAGAAAUUGUUGAAGCAGCAAAGGCAUCUAUGGGCCAGGAUCUUUCACCAGUUGAUUUGAUCAAUGUCCAACAGUUUGCCCAAAGGGUCAUGAAUCUAUCCGAAUACCUCUUUCCAAUCUUGCCAAGUGCGCUGCCUCCACUCUUCAAAUACUUGGCGCUGAAAAGGGCACUUUUCAGAGCUCUGAAAACUCGUGGAAAUACACCAAAGUAUGGCCUCAUAUUCCACUCAUCAUUCAUUGGUCGUGCAUCAGCUAAGAACAAGGGUCGAAUGGCUCGAUACCUGGCAAACAAGUGUUCCAUUGCUUCACGCAUUGAUUGUUAUUCAGAGUUGAAUACAUCCAUUUUUGGACAGAAGCUGCGUGAACAAGUUGAGGAGAGACUAGACUUCUAUGACAAGGGUGUUGCACCUCGUAAGAACCUUGAUGUGAUGAAAGCUGCCAUUGAGGGUAUUAAUGCGGUUUCGGAGGCUGUUGAUGGUAAUGAGAAGAAUGAUGUGUCUGCUAAGAAAGGCAAGAAAAAGAAGUCUAAAGCUCAGGCUGAGGGUGAAGCAAUGGAUGUUGAUAAGCUUGCCACUGGAGAAGAUGAACGUCAAUCUGAGAAGAAAAAGAAGAAGCACAAGCGUGAGGAGCCACAGGAUGAAGAGAUGGCCACUGAGCCACUCAGUGAUGAUGUCAAACAAGAUGAGACUCCAAAGAAGAAGAAGAAAAAGAAGAACCGUGAGGCAUCUGAGGAUGUUGAACCUAAGACAGCCACUGAAGGGAAGAAGAAGAAGAAAAAGAAGAAUCGUGAGGCAUCUGAGGAUGUUGAACCUAAGACAGCCACUGAAGGGAAGAAGAAGAAGAAAAAGAAGAACAAAACCGUGGACAGUGAUGAGUAG
This is a messenger RNA of Miscanthus lutarioriparius, 1611 nucleotides long. The record is from the annotation of a GenBank genome assembly. NCBI's taxonomy places the organism in Eukaryota, Viridiplantae, Streptophyta, Magnoliopsida, Poales, Poaceae.